AAUUCUGCCAAACAUCUGGCUGGGAAGUUGCCCUCGGCAGCUGGAGCAUGUGACUGUCAAGCUAAAGCACGAGCUGGGUGUUACGGCUGUGAUGAACUUCCAGACCGAAUGGGACAUUGUUCAGAAUUCCUGGGGCUGCAACCGCUACCCGGAACCCAUGAGCCCCGAAAUCCUCAUGAAACUGUAUAAAGAGGAAGGUCUUGCCUACGUCUGGAUGCCAACCCCAGACAUGAGCACCGAAGGAAGAAUACAGAUGUUGCCACAAGCUGUCUGUCUCUUGCACGGGUUACUGGAGAAUGGACACACUGUCUACGUUCAUUGCAACGCUGGCGUUGGCAGGUCCACAGCUGCUGUCAGUGGCUGGCUGAAGUACGUGAUGGGGUGGAGCCUGCGGAAAGUGCAGUACUUUUUGGCUUCCAGAAGACCAGCUGUCUACAUCGACGAGGAAGCUCUGAUUCGUGCUGAAGACGAUUUCUACAAGAAAUUUGGGCAUCUUCGUUCCUCAUGCAAAAUACAGGAAUAG
This is a messenger RNA of Fulmarus glacialis (Northern fulmar), 523 nucleotides long. RefSeq names its product epilepsy, progressive myoclonus type 2A, Lafora disease (laforin) (gene EPM2A). Lineage: Eukaryota; Metazoa; Chordata; Aves; Procellariiformes; Procellariidae. The annotation marks the transcript as partial. Gene Ontology annotation, cellular component: nucleus; cytoplasm. The record is from RefSeq and is a predicted model, not a curated record. The transcript has 2 exons. Gene Ontology annotation, molecular function: protein tyrosine/serine/threonine phosphatase activity; protein tyrosine phosphatase activity; carbohydrate phosphatase activity. Gene Ontology annotation, biological process: protein dephosphorylation.